This is a messenger RNA of Uranotaenia lowii, 1574 nucleotides long. It is a transcript of the gene Faa, whose product is annotated as fumarylacetoacetase. Gene Ontology annotation, biological process: homogentisate catabolic process; L-phenylalanine catabolic process; L-tyrosine catabolic process. The transcript is spliced from 4 exons. The record is from RefSeq and is a predicted model, not a curated record. The coding region runs from base 262 to 1509 and encodes 415 amino acids. Gene Ontology annotation, molecular function: fumarylacetoacetase activity. Lineage: Eukaryota; Metazoa; Arthropoda; Insecta; Diptera; Culicidae.
GAAAACAACAACUUGUUGCCGGAUAAACACGGCUGAACGUUUCUGAAGUCGUUCAGUUCAGGUCAAAACUCGUAGCUCUCAACACCGAUUGAGAGGCUUAUCUGGAAGUGCGGUUCUCGGUUUCAGUUUUAAUUAUUCCCUUUUGACAUUUUCUAAUUCCCGAAAAAAAUCCGGAACCAGUUUUUCAAGCUGCGGUUGUUAUAUCAGAUAUUUAUACUCCUUUCGACUAUUGCCGUUGAAUAUUCUAACGAAGCUCGCAAGAUGAAAUCUUUCGUACCGGUUCCCGAAAACAGCGACUUCCCCAUCCAGAAUCUUCCCUAUGGCGUUUUUUCGACCGCAGAUAACCCUCAACAUCGCAUCGGUGUUGCUAUCGGAGAACACGUUCUUGAUCUCAGCGUGGUGAAGCAGUUUUAUCCCGCGAAGUAUGAGAAUGCCCUAACUGCCACUGUGCUGAACCCGCUGAUGUCCUUAGGCUUCGAAAGCUGGGCUGAAAUUCGUCAAAUAACUCAGGGACUGCUCCUCGAAGGUUCGGAACUACAAUCCAAUGCUGCUCUACGAACCAAAGCUUUGGUUGCGCAAAGCACUGUUCAGAUGCAUCUGCCCGCUCAAAUUGGGGACUACACCGAUUUCUACUCAUCGAUUCAUCAUGCAACGAACGUGGGCAUCAUGUUCCGUGGCAAGGAAAAUGCGCUGAUGCCAAACUGGAAACAUCUACCUGUUGGCUACCAUGGCCGGGCUAGUUCGGUUGUCGUAUCCGGAACCCCCAUUCGUCGACCUUUGGGUCAAACGCUGCCAGUGGAUGGUGCCGACCCCGCAUUUGGGCCUUGUCGCCUUUUUGAUUUUGAGCUGGAGGUAGCAUUUUUCGUUGGUGGACCUCCAACUGACCUUGGCGAUCGAGUAACUGCCGAGGAAGCCGCCAAACGAGUUUUCGGUUUCGUUUUAAUGAACGACUGGAGCGCCCGGGACAUUCAAAAAUGGGAAUACGUACCCUUGGGUCCGUUUACUGCGAAGAAUUUGGGCACAACCAUUUCCCCUUGGGUUGUUACCGUGGCUGCUUUGGAACCAUUCAAGGUAGACAAUUUCCCUCAGGAACCUCAACCGUUCCCUUAUCUCAGGCAUUCGCAAAAAUUCAACUUCGACAUCAAACUGGAAGUGGACAUAAAGCCUGCUAAGGGUUCCAGUUCUACCGUCUGCCGAUCCAACUAUCGAAACCUGUACUGGACGGCUCUGCAGCAGAUUGCCCAUCACACUGUUACCGGGUGCAAUCUUAAUCCUGGCGAUUUGAUGGCAUCGGGAACGAUUAGUGGCGAUGCUUCGGAUUCGUUUGGCUCCAUGUUGGAACUCAGCUGGAAGGGAACCAAGACGGUUCCACUGCUCGGCGGAGAGAGCCGGAAGUUCCUGCAGGACCAUGACGAGGUUACCAUUCGGGGUCACUGCGUGAAUGACGAUCUGAGAAUCGGAUUUGGAUCGUGUUCCGGUGUCGUGCUUCCGGCAAAACCGUUUGAGUGAAUUUGUUUUUGUUUUUAAAAAAAAUCCGAUUCAACCAAUAAAUCCUGCUUAUGUUGCAAAAUUAA